Messenger RNA from Chrysemys picta bellii (western painted turtle), 1515 nucleotides. The record is from RefSeq and is a predicted model, not a curated record. Lineage: Eukaryota; Metazoa; Chordata; Testudines; Emydidae.
AUGAAUCCCCAGGUAAGAGCUCUCUUUGGGGGGGUCUCCGUUUCAGACUGGCUCCACGCUGCUGCUUUCUCUUUCUCUUUUCAGAGCCCAGAGGAUGGUUCCCAAACCAAAGUCAGCUCCCCAUUUACACUGCUUCCCCGAGCUGACGCCAUUCGCUCCAAGCUGAUCUACACCUUCUACUUGAUUGACCACCUUCAGGGACUGAGCCAUGCCAUCCCACGGCACAAUAUCAAGGAUUUCCUUGACCCCCAGAAGCAGAGGAAGCUGAUGCUCACAGACCAUCACCAGCUGGUUUAUUUCAACAUAACCCCGGUCAGGAACACCAUCAUCACCCCAGAGAAACGCCUACGCAACCGCAUCCAAGUGCGCUGCAGCCGCUGGCCUCCCCUGACCAUGUGGGCAUCCUGGGUCCUGAACAGUACCAUCUUCAAAAGCUUCAUCAUCUGUCUCAUCUUCCUGAACAUGCUGGUUCUUAUGAUCAAGAGCGAGGUGAUGGACAAGAUGGAUGCCAGCCUGGUGAGCCUGAAGCUCACCUUAGAGGUGACCGUCUGGGUCAUCCUCCUCAUUUUUAUCAUGGAGAUUUUGCUGAAUUGGAUUGUCAGUUUCAGAGGCUUCUGGAAAAGCAGCUGGAAUGUCUUCGACUUCAGCGUUACUGUGGUGUCUGUGAUCCCCGAGUUCCUGGACUUCAUUGGCAUAACCAACAAGAUAGCUGCCAUGAGAAUCAUCAGGGCCUUUCGCGUCCUCCGCACCUUAAAGCUCUUCUCCAAAUUCCGGCAAGUUCGGGUGAUCAUCCUGGCAAUAGCAAAGACCUUGAAGGCCAUGACCUUCAUCCUGCUGCUCUUGGUGGUUUUCUUCUACGUGUUUGCCGUGUCUGGCAUCUUCUUCUUCAAGAGCUACAGUCGGUCAGACCGCACCGACCUGGAGUACAGCAUGUAUUUCAGGGAUCUCCCCAACACACUGGUGACACUCUUCAUCCUCUUCACCAUGGAUCACUGGUACGCCCUGCUCCAGGACACCUGGAAGAUACCCGAGAUGAACAAGGUCAUCAGCAGCCUCUACAUCAUCCUCUGGCUGCUGAUUGGAUCCUUCAUGUUCAGGAACUUCUUUGUGGCAAUUAUGGUGACUAAUUUCCAGACUAUCCGGAAUGACCUGGCUGAAGAGGUGAAGCAGAUAGAGGCCCAGAAGAAAGCAGAUUUAUUUAAAAUACAGAUUAGAGACAGGUCUCAAGCCCCAGGCUCAGAGGUGGGCCCAGGAGCAGAGGCAACCUCUAGUGAACCGCAGUCGGAGUACAAGGUGAUAGUGAAGUCGAGCGCGAAGGACUUGGACUGGGAGACAUACAUCCACCAGAACCUGCAGAGCCUGGUGGCGGUAAAUGAGGAUGGGCAGGUGGUGUGGCCCAGCGACUCCCUCUUCCGCUACUUCGAACUGCUGGAGCAGCUGCAGCACAACCUGGAAGAGCGCAAGAGGCUGCAGCAUUAUGCAGUCAUGGCCUUAUUGAACAUGGAGGACAAGUAG